Molecule: messenger RNA, 1365 nt
Organism: Scutellospora calospora
Lineage: Eukaryota; Fungi; Glomeromycota; Glomeromycetes; Diversisporales; Gigasporaceae
Source: the annotation of a GenBank genome assembly
AUGGAGGUGUAGAUUUAUUUGGAAAUUUUGGAACAAUGAAUUAUAUAUUAGUUCAAAAUGGUAUUGAAGCUAAUGUAACUAAAACAUACAUUAGAAAAGAUAAUGAGUUUAUACUAAUUGGAGAUGGAGGUGUAGAUUUAUUUGGAAAUUUUGGAACAAUGAAUUAUAUAUUAGUUCAAAAUGGUAUUGAAGCUAAUGUAACUAAAACAUACAUUAGAAAAGAUAAUGAGUUUAUACUAAUUGGAGAUGGAGGUGUAGAUUUAUUUGGAAAUUUUGGAACAAUGAAUUAUAUAAUUCAAGCAAAAUAUAGAACUAAGCCUGAUGACAAAGAAGCAUAUGUUAGUCCUAAAGAUAUUAGAGAAUUUUCAGCAGUUUUGAUGAAGCAACCUAAAGAUACUGUAGGAUUUUUUGUAUCGAAUGCUAAAUAUUCAAAUAGAGCUGAAAAUGCUGCAACAAAUUCAAAACUAAAUCUCAUAUUAUAUUUUUUCAAAUACAAUCUCAAGAUAUCUAAUGAGAAAUUUUGUUCUGAUUGUAAAACAAAAAAAAGAAGUUAUAUCAAAAUUGAAAAUAUUGAAGAUGAAGCAGAAAAUAUUAUUCUUCAAGAAGAACUUGAAAAUAAUUAUCAUAAAAUUGAACGAGAAUUAAUUAGUGAAAAAUGGUUUAUAGAUUUAGUGGAAGAGAAAGUGAGAAACAACUUAAGACAAAAGUAUCCUGAUAUUUUAUUUGAAAAUAACAGGAUUAUUCUUACUGGAACUAUUGGAGCAGGAAAAACAACUCUUUCUUCAUUUAUGUCUAAAUAUUUUGAGAAAAAAGGAUUGAAAGUAUUUAUUCCAGAAGAGAUUUCACUUAAGAUCAAAGAGGAUUUAGAUCUUUUCUGUAAAGAUAAAAAGAAAUACGCAUUCUUUUUUCAAGAUUUGAUUAUUGAUACAUACAGAAAGAUGAUGGAAAAUAUUGACUCUGCAACUGAUGAUUAUGAUAUAAUCAUUUUUGAUCGAACUUAUCUUGAUACAGAAGUUUUCAAUAAUAUUAAUUCUGAUAAUGAUCUGAAAUUAUUUUACUUGAAAACAAAAUGUGAAAUGAUUGAUUCAUAUGAUUUUGAUUAUGUGUUUUACGUCAAGAAGGAAGAUGUAUAUAUGAAGGAUAAAGAUGGAUAUUUACUAGAUGAAGAGGGAAAAAAGAAAAUUAACAAACAAGUUCUUGAUAAUUACCAUCGAAUGUUUGAUAGAAUUGGUAGUAAAUAUGAAGGAGGGUUAGUAUUAGAACCAGAAGAAUUUGAUAUUACAGAUCUAGAUAAAUAUCUGAAUGAAUUUUCAGAAUUAUUGAAGAUGCCAAUUAAAGAUUUGAUUAAGUAUCUUGAUAUGUUAG